Dermacentor albipictus is the source of this 2241-nucleotide messenger RNA. RefSeq lists its product as uncharacterized. NCBI's taxonomy places the organism in Eukaryota, Metazoa, Arthropoda, Arachnida, Ixodida, Ixodidae. The record is from RefSeq and is a predicted model, not a curated record.
UAUCGCCAUAUCUAGAGCGCACCGAGAAAUGAAAGGUACGGCUGCACCAACGAUCCGUUCGAACACUCGGAACCACAAAUCCACUGUGCGAACGACAGAGCAAAAUGCAAGCGGAUGGGGAUCAAGUAGGCGCAGUCUUCGAAGAUGAUGCACCCAUGCAAGCGAAUUCAUUGUCAAGGACCCAGGCUGGUGAAACAAGCGAAAUUCCGCAGCAACUUGGUUUGCCUACGCAACCCGACAGCGAGUGGUUGCUACGAAAUCCCCAUCAAGGAGGGCCUCUGAGGAGUUCACUUCUUACUUCCUCAUCGGGAAAUCAAGAGCACAUUAACGAUGCUGUGAGGGGAAGCAAUCAGAACGCGCACGAACAGAGCGUGGGUGUCGUGUCAAAUGAACAUGGUGCUGCACCAGAACCGCUGCCUACUUUCGCCGACGCCUUUGAGUCUCCUUCCAGCCCAGCUUCUCAAGUAACGCAGCCGUCGUAUGAGGACAGCACCGAUCUUCCAACAGUUAACGCGGCUGCAGUGGCAGGUAUCCACCCGUUGGCGGCCCUGCAACGAGUUCGGCCGGUAUCCAACCUCCUCAUAAAUACACAUGGACAGUCGCAGGCUGCUGCGUCAGGAGCACGCGGGCUAGCUGGAGCAGAGCGUCUUUUCACUGCAGGCUCACCACAGCGAUUCUCACCUGUCGUGUUCAGUGAAAGUAGUGAAAUAACAUUUGCUGGGUUGAGAGCUCGCAUCUUACACGAUGUGCCCAGUCAGCGUUCCGCACUUCGUCAGCCUUCGACUGAUUCGCCUGCCGACACAGUUUCGAAUGGAACCUAUCAGGUGGCAGAGGACGAUGCUGGGGACGCCAGUGCAAACGCACGAACGUGUAUCGCAGGCCAGAGGUUGGAACGCUUGGUUGGCGCACAUACACGAAGGAUGACGCUUGGCCAGCAAAACGAAGCAAGCAUACGAGUGCGCGUGCUUCCAGACCUCGAAAUUUUGGAACAAGGGCCCUGCCGCAUUACGGUAAUGCUUGCCAAUGACGAAGCCGGUGUGCCGGAAGGAACACAUCAUCUUGCCGAAUGGGAAACGUUCACAAGGGCACUGCUGGCCGUUCACGUUUGUAUUCAUCGCUUGUGCCUGAGCAUCUCGGCAGUCUCCCGGUCACCCAGACACUUCUACCGGGGCUUCAGUUUGCGAGACGGAACCGCAGUCGUCGACGUUGAAGUUUCUGCAUUUCGCGACCCGUGCACAGACUUUGUGUUACCGUAUUUGCGUAAUCUGUGUCAAUUAAGAAUGGUUCAACGAGCUGAUAUACAAUUUCAAGACAUCUCUCUGCCAAAUUGUGACGUCCGAGGAGAGGCGGUGUUUCGUGAAUUGCUCCGUAUGGAUGCUCCUCUCGAAUUGGACGUUAACAGAAACCUGGCACGAAUUUUCGACGCUCUCAGGGACAUGCCCUUUCUGCGCCAGAUCUUAAUAUACCUCAGCAACACAGGCAGUGGCCCAUGCGAGCCUCGACAAAUCUCGCUGAACCUGACGCACCACUCUUGCACUGGAGUUCGGAGACUGAGGUACGAGGUCGACGCCACCUACGCCCACUUCCUGCAGUGCCAGUGCGCCAACGAGCGUGGCGUAAGCACAACGACAGGUGUUGAGACAAGCAUAAUACCGACACUCAGCGCCCUUCGCGAGCUGACAUGUUCGACAGGUGACUUGGUGCCGUACACCGUUAGUGUUACGCACCCUGCAAUGCAUGGUACUUAUGAUAUUCACGUGCUUUCAAUAGUUUGCAUGCGUGACGAAGAUUAGCGUCAGUAGAUUUGAGAAUCACAAGAGGGUUUAGACGAGUUGCAAAAUAUUUUGGAAGGUAACCGGCAAUUUCUGACAAACGUAAAGGACGCUGAUCUCGUCGUUGUAUGACACUAACAGCUGAUCUAAGAAUGGGCCUGAGAGCAGAUACGUCAGCAACGUAAUGUUUGUUGCAAGUGGGCAUCUUUUAUGCACUGACAAACCUACGUUUCUCUUGCGUUAGAGGCAUGCGAAAAUCUAGGGACACUAUCCACAUUUUAAAACACAUUUUUGUUUGUGACAGGGCUAACAGUGCUAUCGAAAUCAGUCCAGCCGCUUACUUGAAGCAAAGGCGUGCCUAGCGUAACAGAGAGUAAUCAUUCGAUUGCAGAUGAAAACACUCGUGAAUAUAUGCCAUGCGCUUAUGUGUAAUUGUCCCCGCAAGGGUGUCGGCUUGAGCAGGCGUUUG